This is a messenger RNA of Hydatigera taeniaeformis, 2004 nucleotides long. NCBI's taxonomy places the organism in Eukaryota, Metazoa, Platyhelminthes, Cestoda, Cyclophyllidea, Taeniidae. The record is from the annotation of a GenBank genome assembly.
GGGCAGUCUGAAGAGCCAGAGUUGCCAUUUGGCUGUUCGGGUAUGGGCAAUAGCCCGGGAUUUCCGGAAGCUCAGUCUCCCUAUCCUGGGGGUCGACGACUAUCAGACAAGGCAGUUCCUAAAAACGACAAUUUCGAAGUUCGUUGGCACCGAUUUGUUGAGUCAUUGGAUGUAACUGAUGAAAAAAUGAAGCUUAUUGAACAAUUGCCCCAUCCGCGGAAGUUGGAACUAGAACUAAAUACAGUCAAGUUUUCACCAGCACAUUGCGUGGAGAGCAUUAAGAUGGCUCGAAUAUCACAAAUUACGGCAUCCAAGCGAAAACAAGAUCAUGAUGAUUUUCGGAAGAUAUUUACCUCUGCAGAGAUAUCUUUGCGCACAAACAAAAUCGAGUGGGUUUUGGAAUUUCUAGAGCACCAUGGGCUGGAAGCGAUUGUCGCCUUUAUGGGUGAUUCCUUGAAAUACCUUUCGAGAACUGAUACCUUCCGAAGCACACAACUGCACGCGGACACAACUCGUCGCAAAGGUUCGAUGUCCGUGGAGGAAUUUGCGCCCUCAUCGUUGGCUCGUCGGGACCCUUCAAGCCCAGCGAAAUCAAAGAACACUCGUGGUCCCAAUGAUAAACCUCCACCUACUCCAAACUUCUCCCUGAGCCGCAAUAAAUCGGCCUCGCCCACUUUGAAAAGUCAAAACAUGCCGUUGUCUACCUCAAUGACUCUCGAAACUCUAAAGGAUUGCCUUCAUUUGUGUCUUAAAUGCUUUAAAACACUGCUUAAUAAUCAGGAUGGGUGUACGAAAGCUUUUGAAAACCCCGAAGUGAUCGAAAUUAUCACGUUUUGCAUUUUGCAUCCGAAUUAUGCGACAAAGGCACUGGCUCUUGAUUUGCUUUCAGCGAUUUGUCUUAUCGGAGGAGGUCAUCCCAGAGUGCUAAAAGCAUUCGAUCACUUUCGUCGUACGAUCGGUGAAAACGCGUGCUUCGAGACUGUGAUGAAUGAUUUCAGGGUUCAUGAAGACCUUCCACUGGACCAAUACAAUCUGGAGUAUUCGGUGGCCUGCAUUCAAUUCAUCAACAUCGUGGUUCAUUCACCCGAAAACAUAAACCUUCGAGUUUAUCUGCAGUAUGCCUUUACCUUGCUUGGUCUUGAUGACUUUUUGCGGGCCCUGCAAGCUCGACCAGGAGACAAGUUAAAUCGACAUGUAGAGGCUUAUGUGAAUAACAUGGUCAACUGCUCUCUCCUUUUGGACGACGCAGAGGCCAAGGAGGCUGCCGUUGAGGAGGUUUCUCGUCUUGAGGCUGCCCUGGAGGCCUCUGAGAGCACAGCUAAGCAACAGGCCGCUUCGUUUAAACAAAGAGAUAUAGCUCUUUCGGAGCUGGUUGAAUCACUUCGCGGAAAGAUCCGUGACAUCAACGUGGCAGCAGGCCAACAGGAGGCUGCAAAUAAACGCAUUACGGAGCUCGAACAGUCUCUUGCUGCAGCACAUCGUCAGAUCCAGCGCCUGCAGGAUGUCGCUGCUGCUAUUAACGCAGCUGGGGUUGAUACGGAGACUAAUAGUCUGGGUCAAGUUAGACCUGCGCCGAACCCGAGGCAGAAGAAGCCUUCAGUGUGUAACAUGACCACCUCUACGACCCUCCCAAUGGGCUUUGAGUUUGCUGCUGCUGCUGCUGCUGCCGCAGAGAGUCAGCAGGAGGCAACGGCUGCAGGGAAGCUGAAUGCUUCUCCUCCCACAGUGGAGUCGCGUCGCAAAUCCAUGUCCCUCGAGAUGCUCUCCACCACUAAUCGGUCCACGAUGGACAGCGAGAGUGGCACUCCCUCCACCUUUCCUCUCUCCUCUGCUGCUGCCUCAUCUCGUCACUCAUCCGCCUCCUCUGAGGUGAACUAUGAUACGUUCUCGCGAAAAUCUGGAUCGAUUGCGGAGAAACCGCGUCACGGCCUUAUCUCUUGCACGCUUAUCUCGCAAGGUGGGUUCACGAUCCUCGGAUUUCUCACUUUGUUUCUGCCCCAAUGA